This is a messenger RNA of Myotis daubentonii (Daubenton's bat), 3079 nucleotides long. RefSeq names its product protein tyrosine phosphatase receptor type A (gene PTPRA). Gene Ontology annotation, molecular function: protein tyrosine phosphatase activity. The record is from RefSeq and is a predicted model, not a curated record. Gene Ontology annotation, biological process: protein dephosphorylation. Lineage: Eukaryota; Metazoa; Chordata; Mammalia; Chiroptera; Vespertilionidae.
CAGCCGAGGCCGGCUCGGGAGCGAGGCCGCGGGGAGUGCGGCGCUGACAGAGACGCGCGCGCGCGAUCCAGCUCGGACCCCGGGCCCCUGCAGCUAUCACCGCCGCCCGCCCUAGUCCCCCCUCAGCCACUUCUCCUCGCCAUGGAGGCGAGGCCGCCGCCGCCGCCGCGGGGCUCCAAGCCGCGGGCCGGGCGGCGGCCCUGAAGGCGUGUGGCGGGCCGAGACGCCGCGGCGCAGCCGAGGCGGAGCCGCGGUCCUCGUCCCCAGCGGUCCCGCCCAGCGCCGGACUCGUUGCAGGUGACAAACUAAAAAAAAAGUAUUUAUGGAAUUCCAGUGAGUGGGGAUGGAUGAUGCAUCUCAAAUAAUUAAGCAAUGAAUGAGAGUUCCUGUUGCUCCACAUCCUCACCAGGAUUUGGUGUUGUCGGUGUUUUGGAUCUUGGCCAUUCUGAUAGGUGUGUGGUCAGCAUGGAUUCCUGGAUCAUUCUUAUUCUGCUUGUCAGUAGUCUGAUACAUGUCAGUGCCAACAAUGCAACCACAGCUUCACCUACAAGAUCUAAUGAAGCAUUGGUAGCAGAGUCAGUAAAAGAAGAGAUCAAAACUUCAAAUCCUACUUCUUCAGUAACUUUUCCUGUGACACCAACUUUCAGCCCAAAUCUAACUCUGGGACCCACCUAUGUAACCACUGUCAAUACUUCAGAUUCUGAGAAUGGGACCACAAAAAUAGCAAGCACCAAUUUUGUAGUUACUACAAUUUCACCAAAUGGAACAUGGCUUCCAGAUAACCCGUUCACAGAUGUCAGAACAGAAUCUUCGGAAGGAAAUUCCAGCACUGCAGCAACCACUCCAGAAACUUUCCCUCCUUCAGGUAAUUCUGACACAAAGGACAGAAGAGAUGAAACGCCAAUUAUUGCAGUGAUGGUGGCCCUGUCCUCUCUGCUAGUGAUCGUCUUUAUUAUCAUAGUUCUGUACAUGUUAAGGUUUAAGAAAUACAAGCAAGCUGGGAGUCAUUCCAAUUCUUUCCGCUUAUCCAAUGGCCGCACUGAGGACGUGGAACCCCAGAGUGUGCCACUUCUGGCCAGGUCUCCAAGCACCAACAGGAAGUAUCCACCUCUGCCCGUAGACAAGCUGGAAGAGGAGAUUAACCGGAGAAUGGCUGAUGACAACAAACUCUUCAGAGAGGAAUUCAACGCUCUCCCUGCUUGUCCUAUCCAGGCCACCUGUGAAGCUGCCUCCAAGGAGGAAAAUAAGGAAAAAAAUCGAUAUGUAAACAUCUUGCCUUAUGAUCACUCUAGAGUCCAUCUGACACCAGUUGAAGGAGUUCCAGAUUCUGAUUACAUCAAUGCUUCAUUCAUCAAUGGCUACCAAGAAAAGAACAAAUUCAUUGCUGCACAAGGACCAAAAGAAGAAACGGUAAAUGAUUUUUGGAGGAUGAUCUGGGAACAAAACACAGCCACCAUUGUCAUGGUGACCAACCUGAAGGAGAGAAAAGAGUGUAAGUGUGCCCAGUACUGGCCAGAUCAAGGCUGCUGGACCUAUGGGAAUAUCCGUGUGUCCGUAGAAGAUGUGACCGUCCUGGUGGACUACACAGUGCGAAAGUUCUGCAUUCAGCAGGUGGGCGACAUGACCAACAGAAAGCCACAGCGCCUCAUCACUCAAUUCCACUUUACCAGCUGGCCAGACUUUGGGGUGCCUUUCACCCCCAUCGGUAUGCUCAAGUUUCUUAAGAAGGUGAAGGCCUGUAACCCUCAAUAUGCAGGGGCCAUUGUAGUCCAUUGCAGUGCGGGUGUAGGGCGGACAGGGACCUUUGUUGUCAUCGAUGCCAUGCUGGACAUGAUGCAUACAGAGCGGAAGGUGGACGUGUAUGGCUUUGUGAGCCGGAUCCGGGCACAGCGCUGCCAGAUGGUGCAAACAGAUAUGCAGUACGUCUUCAUAUACCAAGCCCUUCUGGAGCAUUAUCUCUAUGGAGAUACAGAACUGGAAGUGACUUCUCUAGAAACACAUCUGCAGAAAAUUUACAACAAAAUCCCAGGGACCAGCAACAAUGGAUUAGAGGAGGAGUUUAAGAAAUUAACAUCAAUCAAAAUCCAGAAUGACAAGAUGCGGACUGGAAACCUUCCAGCCAACAUGAAGAAGAACCGGGUUUUACAGAUCAUUCCAUAUGAGUUUAACAGAGUGAUCAUUCCAGUUAAGAGGGGUGAGGAGAACACAGACUACGUGAACGCAUCCUUCAUUGACGGCUACCGGCAGAAGGACUCCUACAUCGCCAGCCAGGGCCCUCUUCUCCACACAAUUGAGGACUUCUGGCGAAUGAUCUGGGAGUGGAAAUCCUGCUCUAUCGUGAUGCUGACAGAACUGGAGGAGAGAGGCCAGGAGAAGUGUGCCCAAUACUGGCCCUCAGAUGGACUGGUGUCCUAUGGAGACAUCACAGUGGAGCUGAAGAAGGAGGAGGAAUGUGAGAGCUACACCGUCAGAGACCUCCUGGUCACCAACACCAGGGAGAACAAGAGCAGGCAGAUCCGGCAGUUCCACUUCCAUGGUUGGCCUGAAGUGGGCAUCCCCAGCGAUGGGAAGGGCAUGAUCAACAUCAUCGCAGCCGUGCAGAAGCAGCAGCAGCAGUCAGGGAACCACCCCAUCACCGUGCACUGCAGUGCGGGGGCAGGACGGACAGGGACCUUCUGUGCCCUAAGCACAGUCCUGGAACGGGUGAAAGCGGAGGGGAUUUUGGAUGUCUUCCAAACCGUCAAGAGCCUGCGGCUGCAGAGGCCACACAUGGUCCAGACACUGGAACAGUACGAGUUCUGCUACAAGGUGGUGCAGGAAUAUAUCGAUGCAUUCUCAGAUUAUGCCAACUUCAAGUAAGGUGAUGAGACCGUGGACAGGAGCAUUGCCUUUAAUAUUUUGUAAUAUUCUGUUUGUUAAUAUACCCAAAAUUGUGUAUAUAUCUUAUAACUGUUUUAGAAAUUGGUACAUAGGCUUCUAUUACUUAUUAGGUGGAGAUUUUAUAUGUAAAUGUGAUAGCACUGAUAUUCCUUUUUCCAAUGUUUUAUUGGGGAAUUAAAUAGUGUGAUGUUUGGACUGA